AUGGAGAACUGCACCAGGGUAAAAGAAUUUGUUUUCCUUGGCCUCUCCCAGAAUCAAGACGUGAGCUUUGUCUUGUUCCUUUUCCUACUUCUGGUGUACCUGACGACUCUGGUGGGAAACCUUCUCAUCAUGGUCACUGUGACCUGGGAGUCACGCCUUCACACCCCCAUGUAUUUUUUGCUCCGUAAUUUGUCGAUUGCCGACAUCUGCUUUUCCUCCAUCACAGCUCCCAAGGUGCUGGUGGACCUUCUCUCUGACAAGAAGACCAUCUCCUUCAAUGGCUGCAUGACCCAGAUGUUCUUCUUCCACCUCCUGGGUGGGGCAGACAUUUUCUCCCUCUCUGUCAUGGCGUUUGACCGCUACAUGGCCAUCUCCAAGCCCCUGCACUACGUGACCAUCAUGAGUCUGGGGAGAUGCACGGCCCUCAUCGUGGCCUCCUGGGUGGGGGGCUUCGUCCACUCCAUCGUGCAGAUCUCCCUCUUGCUCCCGCUGCCCUUCUGUGGACCCAAUGUUCUUGACACCUUCUACUGUGACGUCCCCCAGGUCCUCAAACUCGCCUGCACCAACACAUUAACUCUAGAGCUCCUGAUGAUUUCCAACAAUGGCCUGGUCACUACCCUGUGGUUUAUCUUCCUGCUUGUGUCCUACACAGUCAUCCUGACCAUGCUGAGGUCACACACUGGAGAGGGCAAGAGGAAAGCCAUCUCCACCUGCACCUCCCACAUCACUGUGGUGACCUUGCACUUUGUGCCCUGCAUCUAUGUCUAUGCCCGGCCUUUCACCGCCCUACCCACAGAUAAGGCCAUCUCCGUCACCUUCACUGUCAUCUCCCCUCUGCUGAACCCCUUGAUCUACACCCUGAGGAACCAGGAGAUGAAGUCAGCCAUGGGGAGACUGAAGAGAAGACUCCUGCCUUUUGAAAGGGAGUAG
Messenger RNA from Ictidomys tridecemlineatus (thirteen-lined ground squirrel), 930 nucleotides. RefSeq names its product olfactory receptor 4D11. The record is from RefSeq and is a predicted model, not a curated record. NCBI's taxonomy places the organism in Eukaryota, Metazoa, Chordata, Mammalia, Rodentia, Sciuridae. Gene Ontology annotation, cellular component: membrane. Gene Ontology annotation, molecular function: G protein-coupled receptor activity; olfactory receptor activity. Gene Ontology annotation, biological process: G protein-coupled receptor signaling pathway.